CUCACACCAAUUCCGGUGGAGCACAACCCGGAAGUAGUUGAAGACCACGUGGUUGUUGGUAGCCCGUGCCUCGCCUGCUGGUCCUAGUAGAAACGGUGGUCACGUGCAUUGGUCGGUACAACUUGUCGCUGUAUUGGCAGCUCAGACAGGACGCAGUGGAUUCCGGUGCCGCUAACGCCACACUUCAUGCUGCUUCAGUUUUUCUAAUAUCUGAUUAGAUGGAGGACGACAAGGAUGUGGAGAACGAGUGGAGCGCUGAGGAUUCUGGCUCCGGAGGAGAUGGCUUCACGCUGGAGGAGGUCCUGCGCUUAGGUGGUACUAAGCAAGAUUAUAUUAUGCUUGCGAGCAUAGAAGACAAGGGUGAAAUUCUGGAUGGUGGCAAGAAAGGUGAAAUUGAUGAUUUAGAGGAAGGUGAAUUGAAGGCGUUUGUAGAAAAGCUGGGCAUUCAAAAAAUUAGUAAGGAACUAAUAGAACAGGAUGAUGCCUCUACUGAACAGGAGGAAAAGAAAAAGGAAACCAAAAUCUGUACUGAAGAUAAUCAUAAGGCCAAGAAAGAGAAGAAGAAGAAGGCAAUUGAAACUCAGAGUGGGAAAGCCAAAGAGGGGAAGGAAAUAUCUAAAGUCCCAGUAAAAGAGAAGGUGACCAGCACAACAUCAAAGAUCAAGGGGAAGCCUGUCUUUGAAUUCACUGAACGAUCAACUCUGCUUUUUAAGCCUGGUGGAAAAUGGUAUGACCAUGAAUAUACUAAAGAGUAUACUAUGCAACCACAAAAUGAGGAUGAGGUCAAAAAAUACAAAGUCUUGGCUGAGAAACUAUAUGAACAUGAGGUUAACCUGUAUAAAAACAAGAAGGAGUUCCAGAAAGGGGCUAACACCGUAUGGAUGAAAACAGUUGUGUCAACAGGCACAUUAUCAGACAGAAUGGCUGCCAUGACAGUUCUUAUUCAGGAUGCUCCUAUUCAUACUUUACAGUUUGUAGAAAACCUGGUAAAUUUGAUUAGGAAACAGGGCAGCAAACGGCAAAACAUUAUGGCACUGGAUACCUUUAAGGAGUUACUUCAGUCUGACCUUUUGCCUGACAAUCGCAAACUUCACAUGUUUGUCCAGCAUCCUUUUGAUAAACUUGAAGAGAUGUCCAGUGGUAACAGAGAUACAAGAGACCGCCGUCUGAUAUUGUGGUAUUUUGAAGAACAGUUGAAAAGCUACGUGGCAGAGUUUGUUAAGGUGUUAGAAACCUUGACUCAUGAUAGUUUGAUCACGACAAAGGCAAAAUCUCUGAAUGUGAUAAGUGAACUCCUCUGUAACAAACCUGAGGAAGAAAAGGCCCUUCUUGUCUUGUUGGUCAAUAAACUUGGGGACCCUCAGUAUAGAGUAGCCACCAAAGCCUCCUACUUACUUGAGAUGUUACUAAAUAAACAUCCAAACAUGAAGGUAGUUGUGUGUCUUGAAGUGGAAAGACUACUAUAUCGGCCUAAUAUCAGCGAGAAGGCUCAAUACUAUGGCAUUUGCUUUUUAAAUCAGAUAAUUUUCUCCCAUGAGGAAUCCGAUUUAGCUAACCAACUCAUUACUGUUUAUUUUUGCUUUUUCCGGGCUUGCAUAAAGAAAAAAGAAAUUGACACCAAAAUUUUGAGGGCAUUGUUAACUGGUGUCAACAGAGCAUAUCCCUAUGCUGAAAUUGGAAGCGAAAAAGUGAAAGAGCAGCUGGACACCUUAUUCAAAAUCUUGCAUGUUGUGAACUUUAACACAGGGGUGCAGAUCCUAAUGCUUCUAUUCCAAGUCAUGGAUUCUCAGCAGACUGUUUCCAAUAGGUACUUUGCAGCUCUGUAUAGAAAACUUCUAGAUCCUGGAUUAUCUCAGGGUUCCAAGCAGACGAUGUUCCUCAAUCUUCUCUUCAAAUCAAUGAAAGCUGAUGUUGUACUGAGACGGGUGAAAGCAUUUGUGAAGAGGUUGCUGCAAGUCACCUGUUGCCAAAAGCCAUCAUUUAUCUGUGGAGCCUUAUACCUUAUAUCAGAAAUUUUUAGAUUAAAGCCAGGAUUGAAAGUGUUGUUGCAUGAAAACGGAGAAAAUGACGAAGAGGAACAUUUUCAUGACUUACCCGACGAUGACGAUGAUGAUGCAAUUGCCAAAGAUGAUGCUAAUACUAAUAUAGUUGCCUCUGGGAGUCUUUCAUCUGGUUCAUGGAUACAUCAACAAUCUCUUCAAGGCAUAAAGAAUUCAGGCCAAUAUGAUCCAAUGAAUAGAAACCCUUUAUUCUGUGGAGCUGAUAACACAAGUGUUUGGGAAAUUAAAAAGCUUUCUGAACACUUUCAUCCAUCAGUUGCCUUAUUUGCAAAAACCAUACUGGAGGGAAAUUCUGUGCAGUACACUGGUGAUCCUCUCCAAGACUUCACACUCAUGAGGUUUUUGGACAGAUUUGUGUAUCGUAAUCCAAAACAGAAAAUAAAAGAGAACAACAGAGGCUAUUUAAUGCAUCAAAAGAAGAGAUUGUACAUGAACAGAGAAAAAGAACCAGUGAACAGUACUACUUUCCUUGAAAAAGACGAGAGUGAAAUCCCAGUAGAGGAAAUUUUCUUCCACAGAUACUUCAAGAAGUUGUCUACAGAAAACCAGAAACCUAAACGUAAUGAAGAUGAAGAGAGCUUGGAAGAUGUAGAUGAUGAUGAAUUUGACAAGAUUUUGGAUACAUUGGAAGCUGACAGUUUUUACACAGGGAUGAACAAUGAUCUUGAUUUUGCUGGAAAUGUAAAACCCAAGGAUAAAUCUGCAAAAAAUAAAUCAGAAGUAGAGGAUUCUGAUUCUGAUUGGGAUGAAGACGCUGUUGACGAUGAUGAAGAAAUUUCAUUGGGUAGUAUGUGUGAAGAAGACUUUGAUGGUGAUGAAACUGGAGGAGUUUUUAUGGACACUUCAGAAACCUUUGAUCCAGAAAAAGAAGUAAAAAGGGGAAAGAAGAGACGUUUAAAAGCUGAUGACAUGUUGGCUGCUGCGGAGGAGUUUGGCGAUAUGCUGGAUGACAACAGUGGUUCUAAAUUUGACAACAUUGGAAUAAAUGCUGUGUCAAAUAAGGAAAAUGCAAGUAUUAAGCAACUCAAGUGGGAGGCAGAACGAGACAACUGGGUUCACAACAGAGAUGCCCAAAACAUCAUCAAGAAAAAAAGAAAAUUUAAGCAGACAAAAUUAAAUAGAAAAAGACAGAAAUAAAAAAAAUAUAUAUUUUU
Hyla sarda is the source of this 3214-nucleotide messenger RNA. RefSeq names its product CCAAT enhancer binding protein zeta (gene CEBPZ). Gene Ontology annotation, cellular component: nucleus. NCBI's taxonomy places the organism in Eukaryota, Metazoa, Chordata, Amphibia, Anura, Hylidae. The record is from RefSeq and is a predicted model, not a curated record. The transcript is spliced from 16 exons. The coding region runs from base 219 to 3197 and encodes 992 amino acids.